Messenger RNA from Mustela lutreola (European mink), 1749 nucleotides. RefSeq names its product T-cell-interacting, activating receptor on myeloid cells protein 1-like. The transcript has 5 exons. NCBI's taxonomy places the organism in Eukaryota, Metazoa, Chordata, Mammalia, Carnivora, Mustelidae. The record is from RefSeq and is a predicted model, not a curated record. Gene Ontology annotation, cellular component: plasma membrane. The coding region runs from base 111 to 902 and encodes 263 amino acids.
AGAGGAAGGAAGGGAAGGGUUGGCCAGAGAUGUCACCACCCACAUCUAGCUUCCCUCCCUGUCGUGGAUGAGACCAGAGAGGGGCCCCCAGAGCAGCCUGCAGGGCCAGUAUGAUCCCUGAAUUCCUCUGCCUCCUCUGCUUUGGGCUGUGUGCUGGCCAAGGAAGCAGGGGGACUGACGAGUCCCUUCCCAAGCCCUCCCUCAGGGCCUGGCCCAGCUCGGUGAUGCCUCGCUGGAGUAAUGUGACACUGCAAUGCCAGACUUCUACCAAGAAUGUCAACUUUGUUCUCAGAAAGGGAAAAGUUCCUUUGGAGUCUGUGCAGUCAUGGAUUUCCACAGAUGGGCCGGCUGAAUUUCAACUCACUGACCUAAAAACCAACAGUGCCGGAGAGUACACCUGUGACUACUACAGACGGGGCCCCCCACACACACGUUCACAGCCUAGUGACGUCCUCCUACUACUGGUGACAGGAGAUUUACCUAAACCUUCCCUGCAAGUCCACCAAAGGGGUGAGGUGACCGCAGGAGACACAGUGACCCUGCAGUGCCAGAGGCCAGACAAUAUUUUUGCGCCUGUAAUGUUCGCUCUACUGAAGGAGGGAACGGCAGGGCCCAUACGGGUCCAGAGUCCAGUAGGGAAGGAGACAGACUUUUCCCUCCGGACUGUGACAAUCAAUGAUGCCGGGAACUACAGCUGUGUGUACUUUCUGAUGAAGGCUCCUUUCUUGACCUCACAGCCCAGCAGUCAUCUUGAGAUCCAGGUGACAGGGGCUGCGUCCCGGGACUACACCUUGGGCAACCUCAUCCGACUGGGUCUGGCUGCCGUGAUUGUGGUGAUUAUGGGGGCUCUCGUGGCGGAAGCCUGGUGCGGCCAGAAGGAGUCUCCACGUGGAUCCACAUAAAACAGCUGAGCGCCUCUCUUGUUUGGGCUGGUAUCGCGGCCUGGGGCUCUUUCAACACCAGACUCCACUAUGGGACUUCUUGUGGUUCUCAACAUAGACACAGAUGGCAUUUUGGGUGGGAUAGUUCAUCACAGGGGACUGUCCUGUUUGUUGUAGGAACACUUAGCACCACUUCUCAUGCCCAUUAAAGAGAAGUUGAAACCCCAGUCAUUGUGGAAGAAGAUAGCAAGCAAGUUCUAUCGUCCUUUUCCCAACACCCCUAGAUGUGGAGGACAGGAGUAUGUGGUGUUCCCCUGGUGGACAGCCUGUGUUUGGGGACCAGGAGAAAUAUUUCUUCUCUUCCUCCCUCUCCUGAUCUCAGGUCUGUCCUUCUAUGCAUAGGCUCCACAGCUAUCUGGGGGAGUGAGGCAUCCUUGGUCAAGUUAACAGCCUGUGUGAGAUUUUGGGGGGAGGUUUGGGAAGCUUGCAGAUGAAAUGUGACCUCACUUAUUUCCUGACAUUAUGGAAGACCCAAAGUGGCCCCUGUGAGUGUCAUCUAGGAUUGAGUGAAGGCUUCUUGGACCCCCAUAUUGAAGGCUUCUUGGUGCUCAGGAUGACAGAGAUUAAGACAGAAUCACUUGGUUGCAAAGUUGUUCAUGUAUCAAAAUCAAAAUUAAUAAAGUAUAUGGUACCAGCUCACUUUUCCUGGAACCAGGAUAUGGAAAAUGUAGACUUUAACCAAAAAAACUCCAUCCACACUAGUUAACUGCGAUACAGCAUUCCACAAUGUUUUAGUAAAAGUAAAAGCAUCAUGACUUCUUGGUGUUCCAUUAUCAGAGAAACUUGAGAAUAAAUAUAUUUUACUUAA